GCGCGGGGCGGAGCUUGGCGGAGAGGGGGAAGGGGUCGCCGGGGCUGCCGCGGCUCCCGCUCCUCGAGUUGGCGGCUCCCUCGGGGGCUGCUAGGCGGGCGUCGAGUCCGCAGGGCGCGCGGCCGCGGUCGCUGGGUGACACGCUCAGCCGCGGGCAGAGGCGACAUGAGCGCCGCGGGGCUGUUGGCUCCGGCUCCGGCCCCGGCUGGAGCACCGCCGGCCCCGGAGUACUACCCCGAGGAGGACGAAGAGCUGGAGAGCGCGGAGGACGACGAGCGCAGCUGCCGCGGCCGCGAGUCGGAUGAAGAUACCGAAGAUGCUAGUGAAACUGACCUGGCAAAGCAUGAUGAAGAGGACUACGUAGAAAUGAAGGAACAGAUGUAUCAGGAUAAACUGGCUUCCCUCAAGAGACAGUUGCAGCAGCUGCAGGAAGGUACGUUACAGGAAUAUCAGAAGAGGAUGAAAAAACUAGAUCAGCAGUACAAAGAGAGGAUCCGAAAUGCAGAGCUCUUCCUCCAGCUGGAAACUGAACAGGUGGAGAGAAACUACAUUAAAGAAAAGAAGGCAGCGGUGAAAGAAUUCGAAGACAAGAAGGUAGAGCUGAAGGAGAACCUGAUUGCUGAGCUGGAGGAGAAGAAGAAAAUGAUCGAAAAUGAAAAGCUGACUAUGGAGCUGACGGGAGAUUCUAUGGAAGUGAAACCCAUCAUGACCAGAAAGUUGCGGAGGCGACCAAAUGAUCCUGUCCCCAUCCCAGACAAGAGGAGAAAACCCGCUCCUGCCCAGCUAAACUAUUUGUUAACAGACGAACAGAUCAUGGAGGAUCUGAGAACGUUAAAUAAGCUUAAGUCACCUAAGAGACCAGCAUCCCCGUCCUCUCCUGAACACUUACCUGCCACACCGGCAGAGUCUCCAGCCCAGAGAUUCGAAGCUCGAAUAGAAGAUGGGAAACUGUACUAUGAUAAAAGAUGGUACCACAAGAGCCAGGCCAUCUAUCUGGAGUCAAAGGACAACCAGAAGCUGAGCUGUGUGAUCAGCUCUGUCGGAGCCAAUGAGAUCUGGGUGCGGAAGACAAGUGACAGCACCAAGAUGAGGAUUUACUUGGGCCAGCUUCAGCGCGGGCUCUUUGUGAUCCGCCGGAGUUACCUGUGGCCCCCUGUGGCCUGGAAGCAGGAGAUCCUCCUCCUCCCAUACCAUCAGAAGGUCAGGGUAGCCUGACGCUGAGUCACCAUGCCCGGGUCACACACCUCACUCCACCUCAUCACGCGGGCAUGUUACCCUCUCACAGCAUCCCAGGAAGAAGGUAUCUCCAAAUUGACCCCUUGGAAAGCCCCAAAGGUUCUCACUCAUGAAAGCUUCCAAGUGUCAGCUUUGUAAUCUAGCAUAUCUGGAGAGUCACCAACUUCUUGGACCCCAGUGUCGCCUACUCUGGGACAAGGCUACCGCGGCAACUGUUAAUGGCCCACCGUGUAUCCCCCUCGGUCCGUCUGGACUCACCUUCAGCUGGCCACAGUUUCCACCUGCAUCUCCCUUUUUUUUUGCCCAAGGGCUUCCUCUGCUAUCAGAGAGAACAGUGUCAGAUCGAACAGCCUCGGCGAAACCCUCAGCUACUGAGGCAGGAAAAUCAUCGAAUAGAUGGCCUAGCCUCCUCAUCCUCCAGUGAGACCAUUUACAGAUUUUAUUUAUUUAUUUGAGAGAAUGAGCGAGCAAGAGCACAAGCAAUGGGAGAAGGAGAAGCAGACUCCCUGCUGAGCAGGGAGCCCGACAUGGGGCUCAAUCCUGGAACUCCAACAUCACACCCCAGGCGGAGGGCAGACGCUUAACUGACUGAAACACCAGGUGCCCCGAACCAGUCACAUGGAUCGCGACUCAGCGGAUGAUAACUAGAUGACCGUGAAGUUCAGUUCUACGUCAUGUCUGGAAGGUAGAAGGCCAGAAGCGUUGUGCACAGCAUUAGUGACUCUCUAAAGUGCUGUGAACAUCUUUAAGGCUUCUGAUGCACAUUGCCAGGUUAUCCUCCGGAAUGGUGUGUCCGUUUAUCCUCUUACCUGUGAAACUGACUAGGACUUGUUGGAAUAAUGUGCCGUGUUCCGCCACAUGGGUAUCAGAAGUUAUGUCAUCAAUCCCCUGCCAACGAGCACUUAUCAUUUCUAUCACAAUGAUGUGAUGUACAUUGUUUUACACACAUGAUUUUGUCCCCUUAUGUCUGUAGAAUAAAUUUACAGAAAUUGGACCAUUGAAUCGAAGCGUAUAAACACUCUUAAGACUUUUGAUACAAACACUCAUACUGCCCUCUCAAAAUGUUGUGCCUUUUUAUAUUCCUGCUGUCAGAAUAGAGAAGAACCUGUUUCAUUGAUUUGGAGAGAGUGAUAGCAACAGCUGUGGGUUUCUUCCAAGUUUCUGGAUUCUAAAUCUCCAAGUCCAGAUGCUUCUGACCUAGGAUGGUUAGAGGCUGAGUUCAGAUACUUGGAUUUGCAUCAGGUGAGGAAGAGAGAGAGAGAGAGAGAGAUAGUUAUCUGCAAGAGCCAUUUCCAGGCUGGGCAGGCACUGAGUGUUCUAACUUGCCUUUGUCUUAAGGUAGAGUGUCUGCCUGCCAGGUUUCCUGAAACCUCGUGUCAGAUCAGCCAGACUAAUGGGUAAGGCACACUGGAUGAUAGAAAAACUAAUGGAGCACUUGUUUGACGCACCACAUCGGCAGACCACUCCGAUUUCUCUGUGACAGUGGCCAGGUCAUCCCCACCCUGCUGAUCACAGCAGAAGGGGAGAAGGCCACUUGGCAAAUUGAAGCCCAUUAAUGGAGUAACUGGGGAAGGACACGUGAAGGGGAGAGAGAGAACAGGACUGGUAGAUGCAUUAUCUGACAAUGGAUUUAUCACUUUGGGGAAAGUUAAAGAGCUACAUGCAUCGGGAUGGAUCUGAGUUUGCUAUUUGAGACAUUAAUAAAAAUAUAGAGUGUGGGGAGAAGGGGUGCCCACAUCGCUCUCCCUUAAAGAUUCACGGCACAUUUGGGAGAAGGUGAAUUCUCAAGAUUAUAAUGUUACUGUUUCUCUUUCAUGUUCUGUUUGUUUCCAUAAUAAUGAUGUUUACUAAGGGGGGAAGAAGAGAAAGCAUGAAAAUUUUAAGUAGAGAUUACUAUAAAGCCUGCAUUCUGAGCUUUAGUAUAGUUCUGCUUGGGCUUAUGUGCCUGCAUAAAUGUGCACACAUAGGUGCACACUCAGCCUCUGUACCUCUCUCCGGCCCUGUAUUAAUUAGGAUGUUUUGACUGAAUAGAAUAAACCUAGCUCAAAGUGAGGUAAGUAAUAAGGAUAUUUAUUAUGAGUAGGGAGACCGUAUCAUUUAUCAUUCAAGCCAGGAAACUAUUGUUCCGUACAAAUGCUGAAGCAGGCAGUCCUCUGGCACAAAUGCAAAGUGGAAUAGUUCCAGGAAAACCAGGAUUGUUAUUAAUGGAAUGUUUGUGCCCCCCCACCUGCACCCAACCAAUUGAUAGGUUGAAAUUUAAUCCCCGGUGUGAUGCGAUGGUGUUUGGAGGUAGGGCUUUGGGGAAGUCAUGCGGUCUGGAUGGUGGAGCCUUUAUGAGUGGGAUUAGUGCCUCUGUAAGGAGAGGCCAAAGAGCUAGCUAGCCCAGGUGAGGAUACAAGGAGAAGUCAGUCUUCCUGGAAGAAGAUGUUUCUCCGCAGAACCUGACCAUGUUGGCGUGCUGAUCUCAGACUUCCACCCUCCAGAACUGUGAUAAAUGAAUUUUUGCUGUUUAAGACGCUCUAUCUGUGGCAAUUUAUGAUAUCAGCCCAGGCUGAUGAAGACAAGGUUGUAUGAUCACCAGAAUUAUCCUAUAUAUCAUGAAAUCUCUAGACAGGACAGCUCUAAAAUCAAUUUCAAGGAUCAAAGACAUCGAGGCUCUUUAUGUCAGCGGCUAGCACUUGCCCUUAUACUUUUCCCUCAGAGCUCAGAGAUGGCUGCCACAGCUCCAAGCAUCAAAACAUCAACAUUCUCAAAGGCAUUGACUUUGUAAGAGCAAGAAGUACAUUUCCCAGAGCCCCCAGCAGACUUCACAUUAUGUCCACUGGUAGGAAUUGCGUCACGUGUCACUGAAGGGGCAAUGGAUUACUGUGGUUGGCUUUGACCAGUCAAGACUCAACCCUCCCUUGCAUCCAAGAGGAGUUCAGUCCAACUUCAAGCACUUAGCUCUCAGGAGAGUGAAUAAAAUCAGAGUUCUCCAGGGAAAGGGAAAAAGGAUGGGUGGUUGUUGGAUAGGCAGUCAAGAGGGCCUGCCAUUCACCUGCUCUGGCCAGAUCUCCUGGGUGGGGUCUGUUGAGAAGCGGAGCAGGGAGGCAGACAUAGGUAAUCAAUGGAAUGCACAAGCCAUUUGCAAAUAACCAAGGCCCUAGAGUGUCUGUGCAUGCAAUGAUUUAAUGUUUCAAAGAACCUUUGUUGCUUUCAUCUCCCUCGCUUCCCACAAUAGUCCUGUGAGUUUGGCAGCUCGGGUAGGAGGGGCCUCAUUUCUCCACAGCAUCCAGCGUCCAGAGGCCGAUAUGUCAAUGUUCGUAUCCAAUGGGGAGGAUAAGUGGGGCUCAGAGUAGUUAGUAACUUGCUGCUGAUCUCAAAACUACAGUCCUGUCCAGGAAAGGAUUAGAACUCAGUUCUCUCUGACUCCACUGUCCAUUAUCAUACUAUGCUAUGCUGAGCUCAAAAGUCAAGACAUUUUGAGGUGCCUGGGAGGCUCAGUGGGUUAAAGCCUCUGCCUUCAGCUCAGGUCAUGAUCCCAGGGUCUUGGGUUCGAGCCCCACAUCGGGCUCUCUGCUCAGCGGGGAGCCUGCCUCCCUCCCCUCUGCCUGCUUCUCUGCCUACUUGUGAUCUCUGUCUGUCAAAUAAAUAAAUAAAUAAAUAAAUAAAUAAA
Mustela lutreola (European mink) is the source of this 4891-nucleotide messenger RNA. RefSeq names its product SDS3 homolog, SIN3A corepressor complex component (gene SUDS3). Gene Ontology annotation, cellular component: Sin3-type complex. Lineage: Eukaryota; Metazoa; Chordata; Mammalia; Carnivora; Mustelidae. The record is from RefSeq and is a predicted model, not a curated record. Bases 166 to 1215 code for a protein of 349 amino acids. The transcript has 17 exons. Gene Ontology annotation, biological process: negative regulation of transcription by RNA polymerase II. Gene Ontology annotation, molecular function: histone deacetylase binding.